Aethina tumida (small hive beetle) is the source of this 1434-nucleotide messenger RNA. It is a transcript of the gene Dhod, whose product is annotated as dihydroorotate dehydrogenase (quinone), mitochondrial. The record is from RefSeq and is a predicted model, not a curated record. Lineage: Eukaryota; Metazoa; Arthropoda; Insecta; Coleoptera; Nitidulidae. Gene Ontology annotation, molecular function: dihydroorotate dehydrogenase activity. Bases 78 to 1241 code for a protein of 387 amino acids. Gene Ontology annotation, cellular component: cytoplasm; mitochondrial inner membrane. The transcript has 6 exons. Gene Ontology annotation, biological process: pyrimidine ribonucleotide biosynthetic process; 'de novo' pyrimidine nucleobase biosynthetic process.
CUAAAACAGUUGGUAGUCUGUACCGUCUGUGCGUAAGAAUAACUACGUAAACAUUUCAAAUUGAAGUACAAUACAAAAUGAAUUCAGCAAGAAAAUUGCGUUCCAUGAUCAUUCUGACUGCCAGUGCGUAUACAACAUACGCAGGAAUUAGCUUUUACAGAAACGAAGACGGUUUUUACAAAAAUGUUGUGAUGCCUGCUGUACAUUUACUAGACCCAGAGAAGGCACAUAAUUUGGCAAUAUUUUGCAGCAAGCAUAGAUUAUUACCUAAGGCAGUAUAUAAAGACCCAAACUCAUUGAAAAUUGAAUUGUUUAACAAAACAUUUAAAAAUCCGUUAGGUAUUGCAGCAGGAUUUGAUAAAAAUGGGGAAGCUGUGCUUGGGUUGAGAGACAUUGGUUUUGGGUUUAUUGAAAUAGGUUCUGUAACACCUCUUCCACAGCCAGGUAAUGAAAAACCAAGAGUUUUCCGACUUAAUGAGGACAAAGCUGUAAUAAAUAGAUAUGGGUUUAACAGUGAUGGUCAUGAUGUUGUCUAUGAACGAAUAAAAGAGAUUAAAAAAAUGGGCUUUGAUGGUGUAUUGGGUGUUAACUUAGGUAAAAAUAAAUUGUCUCCCGAUCCUAUAAAUGAUUACAUUUUGGGCAUUAAAAAGUUUGGCCCCAUUGCUGAUUAUCUAGUAAUAAAUAUAAGCAGUCCGAAUACUCCUGGUUUGAGAAACAUGCAGAGUAAAGAAAUAUUUCAAAAGUUACUGUGUGCAGCGGUCAGCGCCAGAAACAGUUUAAAAGAGAAACCACCUCUACUUAUUAAAUUGGCUCCUGAUUUAAGUUUUGAAGAAAGAAGAAAUAUCGCUCAAGUUCUGAUGAGACCAGAUUGUGCGGUUGAUGGUCUUAUUAUCUCAAAUACGACGGUGGAACGGCCUGAUUCGUUGAUGAAUGAGUCAAGUAAAGAAGAGACAGGUGGAUUAAGUGGCAAACCACUAAAAAAUAUGUCAACCACAAUGAUUGCCGAGAUGAGAGAGCUUACCCAGGGUAAAAUUCCAAUUAUAGGCGUGGGUGGAAUCUCAACUGGAUUAGAUGCUUAUGAAAAAAUUAAAGCGGGAGCUUCUGUUGUUCAAAUUUAUACAUCAAUGGUUUAUGAUGGACCACCAAUUGUCACAAAAAUUAAAAGCGAAUUAGACGAUCUCCUGAAACAAGAUGGCUUAAAAAGUAUAGCUGAGGCUGUGGGGAGGGAUGCUAAAUUUUGAUUAAGUCGCAACGUUGAAAUUUUAAUAUUUUUAUAAAUACAGUUUGUAUGUAAAUUUUAUUUAGGAUCAUGAUGUACACAAAUUUUUUGCAAAAUAAAUAAAUAAAACAUAAGUAAAAAAUUGUUUUUUAUUUUAGCAGGUAAUACAUUGAGCAUAUACAAUGGUACACAGCCAUUUAACAUUAUUUUUUUUU